Molecule: messenger RNA, 1557 nt
Organism: Haliotis rubra (blacklip abalone)
Lineage: Eukaryota; Metazoa; Mollusca; Gastropoda; Lepetellida; Haliotidae
Product: ankyrin repeat domain-containing protein 50-like
Exons: 1
Coding region: 97-1557 (486 amino acids)
Molecular function (GO): protein binding
Source: RefSeq, a predicted model, not a curated record
GCCUGUAAAAGAGGCAAGUUGCAUCAAGUCCAACACCUGGUGUCCAGCGGUCAAACUGACGUGAACGCUGAAGGGCGGGUCGGCAGGACACCGGUGAUGCUAGCAGCCAGGUGUGGACAUGAGGAGGUGUUCCACUUCCUUGUUACAAACGGAAGUGACGUAACUCGCGUGAGCAAUGAUGAUGACAACAUUCUCCACUUCGCCUGUUUGGGAGGUAAUAUAGAGAUAGUGAAAUACAUCCUCUCACAAAACUUUAUAGAUAUAAACAGUCGAGGGAAGUUCGGACGAACACCAGUCAUGAAAGCGGCAUGGGGUGGGCAUGUUAGUCUGUUUGAUCUCCUGGAGAGGGUUGGAGCGGAUCUAUCUCUAGUGAGCGAACAAGGCGACACCAUCUUACACCUGGCCUGUCAUAGAGACAAUGUGCCUAUGGUCAAGCACAUCCUGUCUAAGCACAUUGUCGGCGUCAACUGCCGGGGAAUGAAUGGGCGGACACCCGUGAUGAUUGCGGCGAUGUAUGGACACAGGGGCGUGUUAAAUGUACUUGUUGAUGAUGGUGGUGAUGUAUCACUUGUGGACUCUAAUGGUGAAAACGUCCUCCAUGCGGCGUGUCGGGGUGGAAGUAACAACAUGGUACUCCAUUUUCUCUCUAAACGCAUCGCCCGUAUCAACAAUAAAUCAGGCAACGGACAGACGCCAUUGAUGCUUGCAGCAGAGGGAGGUCACAGAGGUGUGUUCGACUUGCUGGUCAGUAAAGGAGCUGACUUGUCGCUAAAAGACACUAGCAACAAUAACAUACUUCACAUGGCGUGUCGUGGUGGAUGUGUGGAGAUUGUACGACGUGUCAUCUCCGACAACAUUGCUGGAAUCACCAGUACAGGGAGCAAUGGACGCACGCCGCUGAUGUUUGCAGCAGAGAGGGGUCACACAACAGUAAUUGAUGUACUUAAACAGCAUGGGUGUGAUUUGUCUGUGACUGAUGCCGAUCGCAACAACCUCCUCCACAUAGCCUGUCUUGGAGGCCAUGAUGAGACGGUGCUGUAUGUCCUCAGUCUGGAUCUGUUUGACAUCAACUGUCGGGGGAAGGGGGGACGGACGCCACUCAUGGUGGCAGCUUUAGCGGGAAACAGACAAGUGUUUGAUGUCCUCGUUCGUAAAGGCGGUGACCCAUCCUUGGUGGACGAUGACGGUAACAACAUCCUACACAUCGCUUCCUUGGGACAUGAUGUAGAAAUGGUGAAAUAUGUCCUCUCACUGAGUAAUGCUGACAUCAACAGCAGAGGCAGGUACGGGAGGACUGCGGUGAUGCUAGCUGCCGAGUCUGGACAUCGAGAUGUGUUUUACUUUCUUGUCUGUAAAGGAAGUGACCUGGAAUGUGUUGACGACAACGGCGACAGCAUCCUUCAUGUUGCCUGUAUUGGAGGACACGUGACGAUGGUGGAGUGUAUCAUCUCUCUGGACAUCGUAGACAUCAACAGUGGAGGUCAGUACGGGGGAACGCCGCUGAUGGCAGCAGCUGAGGGGGGGACACAGAGACGUGCUGGACUUGCUCAUCAGUAA